CUUCCACGAACCCCCCUCCUCCUCCUCCGUAAGAGGACCGGCGUGUCUCUCUCUCGUUUCCGCGUUCGGUGACAAAGGACCCAGAAGGCCCCCGCCCCCCCCUUCUCCUAAACAAUCUGAGAUGGGGAGCGCAUGGAUGCACGUGCUCUUCCUCCUCCUGGCCGCCAUCUCCGCCGCCGCCGAAGCCGCGGCGGCGUCCGGGGGCGAGGCGCUGCGGCGGGAGGCGGACAGGGUGAGGGGCUUGCCGGGGCAGCCGGCGGGGGCGAGGUUCAGGCACUACGCGGGGUACGUGGAGCUCCAGCACCCCGACGAGCACAAGGCGCUCUUCUACUGGUUCUUCGAAGCUCAAGCGGACGCUCCUCGCAAGCCUCUCGUCCUCUGGCUCAAUGGAGGGCCUGGAUGCUCGUCGGUGGCCUUUGGAGCUGCACAGGAACUGGGUCCAUUCCUGGUCAGGAAGGACCUCCAUAAUGGAACACAUCUCGUUCUCAACAGAUUCUCCUGGAACAGAGUGGCAAAUCUGCUCUUCUUGGAGGCGCCGGUGGGGGUCGGGUUCUCGUACACCAACAGGUCGGAGGAUCUGAGCAGGCUCGGGGAUCAUGUCACGGCCGGCGACUCUCAUUCGUUCUUGAUGGGUUGGUUCCAGAGGUUCCCAAGUUUCAGAUCCCAUGACUUCUACAUCGCCGGAGAGAGCUAUGCAGGGCACUACGUACCUCAACUUGCAGAAGUUAUUUAUGAGAGAAACAAGGGAGGACAUGGCUCCUUCAUCAAUCUCAAAGGUUUCAUGAUCGGGAACGCGGUGAUCAAUGAUCCGACGGACACCCAGGGACUAAUCGACUACGCAUGGAGCCACGCCAUAAUCUCGGACCAGCUCCACGACGGCAUCUUCAAGGAAUGCGAUUUCAGCUCGAGCAACAUGACCGUAACCCUGCUUUGCUCUUCCCUCUUCAGGGACUUCUUGGUAGCUUACUCCGACAUCGACAUUUACAGCAUCUACACUCCGGUUUGCGACCUUCCCGACUGGUCUGCCGCCCAAAGGCUCACCAUCACGCCUCGACUUCUCGCCGGCCAUGACUUGCGGCAGGAGUUGCCGUCGGGUUACGACCCGUGCACGGAAGAGUACGUCGAGGAAUACUUCAACAGGAAAGAUGUUCAGAUCGCCCUCCACGCCAAUCUCACCGGACUCCCUUAUCGCUACACAACUUGCAGCCGCGUGAUUAAGGGCUGGAAGGAAUCUGCAGACACCAUAUUGCCCAUCAUCCGCAAGCUCUUGGACGCGGGUCUUCGCAUUUGGAUAUAUAGCGGCGACACCGACGGGCGAGUGCCGGUGACGUCGACGAGGUACAGCGUGAAGGAGAUGAAGCUGAGGGUAAAGGAGGAAUGGCGGGCGUGGUUCCACAAGCAGCAGGUGGCCGGCUGGGUGGAGAUCUACGAGGGCGGGCUGACGUUGGCCACCGUGCGGGGCGCCGGCCACCAGGUCCCCGUCUUCGCGCCCGACCAGUCCCUCUCGCUCUUCACCCAUUUCCUCGCCACCGACGCCUUGCCGUCUACCCGUCGCUAGCGAGCCGAUCCACCGAAGCUCCGCAUUGCUUCUGUUCUUUUAAGGGGCUUUUGAUUUGACAAGCGAAUGAUCGAUAAUUCGUCUGCGUGAUCCGGAGUUUCUCGCUGUUUGCGUUGGUACGAUAUCCGGCUACUAUUUGGUGUGCUAAUAA
Syzygium oleosum is the source of this 1709-nucleotide messenger RNA. RefSeq names its product serine carboxypeptidase-like 35. The transcript is spliced from 8 exons. The record is from RefSeq and is a predicted model, not a curated record. Gene Ontology annotation, cellular component: vacuole. Gene Ontology annotation, biological process: proteolysis. NCBI's taxonomy places the organism in Eukaryota, Viridiplantae, Streptophyta, Magnoliopsida, Myrtales, Myrtaceae. The coding region runs from base 122 to 1558 and encodes 478 amino acids. Gene Ontology annotation, molecular function: serine-type carboxypeptidase activity.